This is a messenger RNA of Iphiclides podalirius (scarce swallowtail), 2694 nucleotides long. The record is from the annotation of a GenBank genome assembly. Lineage: Eukaryota; Metazoa; Arthropoda; Insecta; Lepidoptera; Papilionidae.
AUGACACAACUACCCGAAGCCGAAGAAAUGGAUCCACCAGAACCCGAUAUGGAGAUGUGGAGCAUUGAAGAAUUAAGGAAGAGAUCUAAGGAACUUAAUCUCUUAGAGGUCGCCGACAUCAUUUCGAAAAAUACUGAUACAAAAGAAUCAUCGCCCGAUAAAAAGGAAAACGAUAGAAGUCCGUCGAAGAGUAGUAAUUCAGGGAGUCAAAUAACAGUCAGAACCAGUCCUGUAGUUGUGGACACGAUACCGGUCUGCCGACAGUGCCACAAAAAGUGUCUCUCUAAACCGAAUAGCCCCUUAGCUUCACAAAAUGAACCGCCUACACAGCUCAGAAAUAAAAAUGAUAUCUCCCCUCAAACCCCACUUUCAAACAAAAGUUCCACUAGUACUUGUAGUGCUAAUUGUGAUAACCGUAAACAAAAGUUCUUCUGCCACUUAGAACGCAAAGGUGCUAUUAAAAUACGUCCGGAGGAUGCCCCCAAAGCUGCUCUGAAAGUCAUUGAUUCGAUAGAACAGAGUCAAAAGAUGUUAAAAUCCACUUCGUACGAUCUCAAAACCGAUUCUCCAAUUUUAAACAGCGCAUCAGUAAAGAAGGAGCAGAUAACGAGGCAAAAGGCAGAAAAUGUACUCAACAAAGUUUUAGGGAUGAACAUUAUUGCAAAACGAGAAAAUGUCGGCACUUGUCUUAAAACGUCAUCGGUGUUCUUAGACGACGAUUCGUUACACGAGGAUGAUAACGAUUUCAAAAUAGAGCGAGGUAUGAAGCGAUCGCCCAGAAUGGGAAUAGCGGCUAUGAGCAAAAUGAACGGCGAUAUAAAUCUUAAGACUGAUAGGGCAGAAGACGUGAAUGCCAACACAAACUCAAACGAUGCGUUGUCUGACGAAGAUUUGGAAUUGGGACCACUAAUGCUUAUGGGUCUCUCGGCAAUUAACCCAGCGGCACACCUCAUGAGAGUUGAACCGUUCAAGAGAAGUUCCGAAAUAGCCCUUAAUAACGUCCAUUCUAGACCGGCAAGCCUCUGUUCAGUGAAAUCAGAAUCCCCCGUACCCAACAUAACAAUAGUUCCCCCGACACCAGACUAUAAUACGACAAAUAAGACUGAUGGAAAUAUUGACGAUUCACCUGAGUCACCAGAUUUGCCCGAAGAUCUGCCUUAUGUUACUUUACGAAGAUACGGUACAAUGUCAAGCCUAGAGAGGCUACCAUCUGAUGAGACUGACGAUGGAAACGUAAGACUGACUACACAAGAGCCAGAAUCGAAAGUAUCAAACUCAGUAGCAAACAGUGUAACCACUGGUACAGCAGGCGGUAUAAUGGGUUGGACUGCGCGUGCGGGCUCCUUCGUGGUGGAGAAGAUGAACAUCUUCAGUUACACAGAGAGCGUGCCCAACACUUCGAUUGCACAUAAGCAGCCGUCUUUCUUAGAAAGGUGUUUGGGUGUGAGCGAUUGGAAGUCAAACUUAGGGACGGAAGAAGGUACGGCGGAGACUGGUGAAGGCAGCGGAGCGAGCGGAGAAGAAGCUUGGGGUACGCCGUCUUCUGGGGACUUGUCGGACAAUCUGCCCGAUUCUGAUCACGGAACGUUAUCGUCAUCGUCAUCAUACGCAGGAGAUGAUGACACAGAACUGAUGAUGGACGAGCUUCUGAUGGCGCCGACAAUAACGGGUCCAACUACUUUAAGGCCGCUGUUACCUAGGGAUGUGUUUAGACGAAGACUGGAGCCAUUGCUCGAAGAAGAAUUUUCGGACAGUGACAGUGAGGAUAACAAGCCCACCCCUACCAAUUCUGACGACCAGGGCAGCGGGCGUGGCCUCGGUGCUGACGACUGCUGCGACGCGCCGCGCCCACCGUCCUCUGCUUCAGGGCCAGCAGAGGACGGACUUGCGGCCGGCGCGCCGGAUGCUGGAAGGGAGGGAGGUGGUGUCGCCGCGUCAGAUCUGAGCCCAGAGCGGACACCAACCAACGAAGUGCCAUCGAUGCCCUUACAAUCUGUUUCAAAAGAAUGUGCGGAGCGAGCCGGUGCUGGUGUUGCCGCUCGUCGGGGCUCAGCAAGCUCGGCCAGCACGCCCUCCACACUCGAGCGUACCACAAUCCACAACCCGACGCCCCAUCAAUUGCUGUCACCAGCUUCGGAGCACCCCUCAGCCCCGGAGCCCACCCUACCGGUAGAAGUCAGAUCUCCAUCGCCGGAGGAGCGGCUGAGCCCCCGGGCGGAGAUGAGAUUGGCUUUGGACCAGGGGAAGGACAUGUUGGCAGAACAAGAGGGUGGCGGGUCCGACCCCUGGUCGUUUCGCGUGGCGUGCCAACGGUCGCUGCUGCGGCGGGUGGCGAGCGCCGACGCGGUGACCCUGUGCCGCGCGCACCCACGCCGAACCGCCCCUCAUACUACUUCGCGCAGUUCUGUAUAUGCCUGGAAACUUCCAGAAAGCGAGAAACUUAUGGAGAUGGAGCAACUGGCACGAGUGGAAGCUCAGACGAUGCGUUCGCGGACGCGCUCUCAAUGCCAGAACGGGAAGAUAUUGAGUUUCCUCCGCCGCCGGGCGUCAUCCGAUAGCCCGCGCCGGGAGCCCUUCAUGGCGGGCGCCGAGCGGCCGUUCUCGCCGCGACGCACGACCGAGAAACACUUCGAGAAAAGAUUCUGGAAGCAGGUGAAUAGAAGACGUCAGUCUCUCGGCUCCAUAAGCCAAAUU